Molecule: messenger RNA, 1795 nt
Organism: Lacerta agilis (Sand lizard)
Lineage: Eukaryota; Metazoa; Chordata; Lepidosauria; Squamata; Lacertidae
Gene: FOXD1
Product: forkhead box D1
Exons: 1
Coding region: 56-1423 (455 amino acids)
Biological process (GO): anatomical structure morphogenesis; cell differentiation; regulation of transcription by RNA polymerase II
Molecular function (GO): RNA polymerase II cis-regulatory region sequence-specific DNA binding; DNA-binding transcription factor activity, RNA polymerase II-specific
Source: RefSeq, a predicted model, not a curated record
GCCGCCAGCCUUGUGCCAGGCAGCCCCCUCCUCUCAUGCCCGCCUGCGCCCCGCCAUGACUCUGAGCGCGGAGAUGUCCGAGGCUGCGUCUGCCUUGGCUGAGGAGACAGACAUCGACGUGGUGGGCGAGGGGGACGACGACGAGGAGGAGGGAGACGACGAGGACGACGACGAGGACGACGACGAGCCCCUCCGCCGCCGGCCUUACGAGGAGGAGGAGGAAGACGAGGACGAAGAGGCCGCCUCGCUGCCUGAGGCGCCCGGGGCGCGCGGGACAGGAGGAGAGUCCCCCGGCUCCGGGUCGCCCUCCUCGUCGUUGUCGUCGUCGUCUUCUUCUUCCUCCUCCUCCUCUUCUUCCCCUCAGGGCUCUUUCCGAGGCGCCUCAGGGGGCGUCGGCGUCUCCGCGGGCGCCAAGAACAGCCUGGUGAAGCCGCCUUACUCGUACAUCGCCCUCAUCACCAUGGCCAUCCUGCAGAGCGCCAAGAAGCGCCUGACGCUGAGCGAGAUCUGCGAGUUCAUCAGCGCCCGCUUCCCCUACUACCGCGAGAAGUUCCCCGCGUGGCAGAACUCCAUCCGACACAACCUGUCGCUCAACGACUGCUUCGUCAAGAUCCCGCGCGAGCCGGGCAACCCGGGCAAGGGCAACUACUGGACGCUGGACCCGGAGUCGGCCGACAUGUUCGACAACGGCUCCUUCCUGCGCCGCAGGAAGCGCUUCAAGAGGCAGCCGCUGCAGCCGCCCGACCUGCUCCUCAGGGGGCUCGAGCCCGCAGCAGCCGCCGCCGCCGCCUUCCUCCAAGCGGCGCAGCAGCAUCCGAACCAGGCGCUUCCUCCUCCGCCGCGGCAGCAGCAGCAGCAGCACCCGCCGCCCGCGCCUCCGCCGCCUCCCCCCUUCGCUUACGGGCCCUAUAGCUGCGCCUACGGCCUGCAGCUGCCGCCUUACCCGCCUCCCUCGGCUCUCUUCGCCUUCCAGCCCCAGGCGCGGCCGCAGCCGCCUCCUCCCGCCGCCGCCGCCGGGCCCGUGCUGCCCCCCGCGCUGCUGCCUCCUGCUGCUGCGUCUCCUACGGCCGACCUGGCCAGGACUACCAGCUUCGGCUACCCGGCGCAGCUCAGCCCGUCUCUCGCGGCCUCCUUGCACGCGGCGGCCGCCAAGAGCAGCUCUGCGCUGGCCAGGUCGCCUUUCUCCAUCGAGAGCAUCAUCGGCGGCGGCGGCGGCUUGAGUCCCCUGGCCGCCAGCAGCUGCGCCUCCCAGUCGGCCGUCCUGCCGGUCCUCGCCAGGUCCCUGAUGGCCUCGUCGCCUGCGCUCGCCUCGCCGCCGCCGCCGCCUCCAUCCUCUUCCGCCGCCGCCUCGCUGGGGACUCUGCACCAAGGGGCAGCCUUGGCCAAUGUCGAGAACUUUACUGCUAGGAUUUCCAAUUGUUAAAAACAAAACACACAAAAAAAACUGUCUUGCCGAAGGUAAGACCCUCUGGGGCUGUUUUUGCUUUUUUUCCCGCUAAAGAAGGCAAAGAAACUUUUUGUUUGUAUUUUUUAUUUUCCCUAGGCCACAUUUUGUUUGUUUGUUUGUUUGUUUGUCUGUCUUUCGGCCCACCUGGCUCGGUCCUCUUCAGUAUCUCCUAUUUAUGCAAAGCCAUUUCGAUAUGCUGCAUAGGCAGAAAGAUUAAAUGGCAAAGAAGUGGCCCUUAAUUCUUUCCUUUAAGAAACACACGCAUUCUAAAUAAAUCAUUCCAAGGCAGAGAUUCCCGGGUCCAAGGAUUAAAUUAAAUAACAGCUAAACUACAACAAUCCCCCCCCC